CAUAUCUCGUCUGAAAGAGCGACUGGUAUGCCUGUACUUCAAGUCCCAUGAUGCAUCUCUGAUUGCUCACUUCGACACAAGCUGCGAGCCAGUCAGCGGCAGGUAAACAAACCCAUCUUGACUGGGACGGCGAGCCGAACAAAGCGUAUGCGGUAUGCGACCGUCUUGCAUUUUUAAUGGCGAGAAAGAUGUCUGUCGAGAAAGCGAUACGUCCGCUGUAAGCAAUUCGUUAAAAAAAUAACCGCUGAAUUGUCAUUCGACCACCGAGGCGUGUCGACGACAAAUAAUAGGACGAGUUUCACCUGCAGCGGAGAGCCGACUGUCGACAUCUGCGCAUGAUGCAUUGCAGCACUUUUGAGAAAAUGGGUGUUUUUAGCCUCAUUCUCAGAAUAGAGUAUCUGAUCCGAGAUGUCGGUUGGGUUCUUUAGCCACUGUACCAUUUAACUGCGCUGCACUCAGAACAACAUCCCCCCUGGCGACCUGCAUCAUGGGGCCCAUCAUGCAGGAACGCACGGCAUCCACGACAAUGAAGCGUGUCGUCUCCAAAGAGAAGAUUCGCGUAAAAAAUACCGAAAACAGCGGACCAGUAACCAGUUCAAAGAAGGGUAAUAAGAUGAAGAAACCAGUGGGCCAAAUGAAAAAUGGUCUUCCAGGACCAGGUCAGGAUAAGGACACAGUGACAACAGUGCAGAAGGGUGCACAGUCAAAAGGUGGUAGGGUGAAAUCUGGCACCACACGGAAUACAAGCAAACUCUCCAGCCCGGAAGAAGAAGGAGAUUCGAGACCUCAAAUCCGCAAACAAUCAUCUGUGCACAGGAAGGAGGAAAAACGAGAAAAUCAACGGAUGUCACAAUGCAGCAAUGAGCUACGGCCGAAUCCUGGGGGGAUGGGGAAAAAUCGGCGAGCCCUCUCCCUGCCUCUCUCCCCAAUAUCAGGGCUACGACACAUGCCAGCACACCCCCUAACCCACUCCCCAGCCCCCACCUCAGAGGCACUGCAGCAGCACUACAACCAGAAGGAUGAUGACACUGACAGUGCCAGUGAUCUGUCAGACUCUGAGAGGCUUCCUGUACUGCCCUCUCCCUGUACCCCCUGCACCCCUCCUCACCUCAACCUCCGGGCCGAGGUCAUCAACACUAAUGACUUUCCCCCGGACUUCCCAGGACCCCGUGGGACUGUGGGUGACGAAGACGAGAGUGAAAAACCCAGCUACAGUUACCAAGACUUUCUGCCUCCUCCCUUCAACAGCUGGAGCCUGAGACAGCUGGCGGUGUUUCUUCAUACAGAGGGCCGUGGUGCCCCCCGGCCCAAGCCUGUAGGGCCCUUAGAGAAGUACCUAGAGAGACUGCUGCAGCUGGAGUGGCUCCAGAUCCAAACAGUGCAAGCGGAGAGCAGCCGUCCGCCUGGGGGUCGUCAAAGGCCACAGGCCUUCCCCGCUGCCACUACGGCUCACCCACCCAGGCCUCACACAGCUCCACCGUCCCGACUCAACUCCCCUAAAGGACUGCGGCACACACAGCGAGCCUUCCCAUUUGCACCUGUCAACAACCCCCCAUCACCUGCUUCAACCCAGCACCAGCUCUCCCGCUUUCCAGUUUGCCCCCACUGUCACAUUCGCUAUCCGAUGUGCAAUGGAAGCUGCUCUGCCUAUGCCUACCAGCGCCACUCGCGGCUUAGCCCACUGCUGGAGCGCAAAGCCAGACCUGGGGCGCCGGCGAAGCGGAGCAGCAGCGAGACCCGAGCACCCUCCACGGAAGGGAGGAGCCCGGGUGGACAAGGCGGGGGUGGAGGAGGAGCCCAGACCCCGGUUAGCCCCUCAGCAGGAAGGAGUCAUCUGAGGCACAUGCAGGCUGCAGGCAAUGCCCGAAAGCAACCCCAGGAAUCUGGGACUAACCCAAACUGUAAAGGUCAGGUGAGGAAAAGCCGCGUCAGAGCUAACUCUGAGACAGAUGUCAAAAAGGAGCCUGUUGGCAUUAAAGCAGCCGGUGCAGAGAAACGUGUUUUUGGUGCAAGCAAGAGAGAGGUCAUCACCUCAAAGAGAGUGGAGAAAGACUGGCAGAGCACAGAGGCAGGAGGUCAGACCUCUAAAACUGCCAUGAAAAGAGCUGCUAAAGAGUCACAGUCCCUCUCCAAAGCACCGCUUAGUAGUAAGCAGAAUGGCAAAACAAAAAAUGUGCACUUUGUUGCAAAGUAGCCCUUAUAGAUCUUCAGUAUAGCGCUUUACUUAGUGGUUACUUGCUACAGGAUCUUGAACCCAUGCUUGCUUUCUGUGUAAUCUGUGUAAUACUAACAUGUUCUAACUGUUGUACAGCAGUCUAAAUCAGUCAGUGGUGUACAGCCUUCAAAAGGUCAAAACUAUCAGAGAUUGAGCAGCUAGAAUAGAGAUAAAAUUACGUGUAUGACACUUAAACAGAACAGAAUUAUGAACACUGUAUUUCAUUUAAAAUGUACAGUAAUUGUAUAGUCAGACUGUGUUUUCGACAGAAAGCUCAAUAUGACCUUAAACGCUACUGGGAUUCUAAAAACAGCUUUUAUGUAAAUGGAACUCUGUUGCACUGCAGUCAUCUCUUAGUGUGCUACUAAUGUUGAAAUAGGCAUAAAAUUAGCAUCUACUGUACUGUUGGACCGCUUUCAGCAUAAGUAAUCCAUAGUGAAGUUUAACACAGAUCAUUACAUUUUAGUCAUUGAAUACAACCGUAGCCGUUACUAGUGGAGUUUUUGAUGUUGGAAUGUAUUUAUUUUCAAUACUCUUACUUGACAUGAUGUUGCUUUAUCUUUUUU
Xiphias gladius (swordfish) is the source of this 2781-nucleotide messenger RNA. RefSeq names its product family with sequence similarity 217 member Ba (gene fam217ba). The coding region runs from base 488 to 2194 and encodes 568 amino acids. The transcript is spliced from 4 exons. Lineage: Eukaryota; Metazoa; Chordata; Actinopteri; Istiophoriformes; Xiphiidae. The record is from RefSeq and is a predicted model, not a curated record.